Messenger RNA from Amoebophrya sp. A120, 9416 nucleotides. The record is from the annotation of a GenBank genome assembly. Lineage: Eukaryota; Dinophyceae; Syndiniales; Amoebophryaceae.
GUGAAGAAGUUAGUUCUCCUCACUACAAAAGGUUCAAAAAGUAGACUUCGCACAGCUCGCCUGGUCCCCAUCUAAAAUUGUACUUUUCACUCACGAGCACAGGGAUUUGUACGAGUAUAACUGUAACAAAAAAGCUAGUUCUCAGUCGAGGUUUACUUUUUAUCAGCGUUUUUUUUAUUUUUUGAGUACAGGUAGUGGCCCACUAUAGCUCUCUUUCGUCUUUUCUCUUUCCACUAGUCCGUCCAGCUCUAUCUAUCUAUCUCUCACUGGGGGUCUGUUGAGUUUCUCUCCAAAAAACUGUUGCACCGCCGCACCAACGAGUGCGAGCAUACCGAACGGUAAUAUUCUGAUCUGAUCUGCUGUCAAGAUCAAAUAUUCUCGAUCCCGUUACUUUUCGUUGAUCAGCACUUAUUUCACAGAAAAGAAAUAAGAACCGCAAAGUCAAAAUGUCACUCCCCGCCACUCGUCCGCGUUUUGGUUUCGCGCACGCGCGCCGUGAUUUCCCAGCAGCAGCGACCACAGGAGCACCUCCACUACAGGGAAAAAAUGUAGUCGCAGCACCGACAGCACAGAGCGAUGAUUUUUCUACCAGUAGUAUAACAACUGCUACAACUGUUCUUCCGAGCAAGAACAUCCUGGGUCAGCCGCAGGAGACCGCGGCUGCGAAGGUGCGCAAGCUGCUAGGCGACGAAGUGGAGGAUGAUGCAGCUGUUUUGGACCUGAAUAGCAUCCGGACGCAGCUUUCCGCCGGAUCCGCAGGAGAAGCUUCAGUGGCGAAGACGACCGGAUCUUCGAAGAACACUACUGCAGCUACACCCGGAGGGGCAGCAGUGUCGUGUUCCUUGGCGGGAAUAAAAAACGUACAGCAAGAACUCUCCAAGAAGAAUACGCCGACACGAAGACAGACCAACUUCAGUCCCAUCUUCACACCACCGGGAAUAAACAAGCAGAACAAGCAGCAGCUAAAAAAUGCGUCGCCGAGUCGUGGGGACACAGAACCGAAAGUGGUUAGAAGUACUUCACCAGGCCAAGUUGGCACGGGAGGCGGUGCAGGAAAAGUCGUACAAGUUGCACCACACGACCAGCAAAGUGAACACCAGCGAAAGCUGCUGCACAAAAUAAACAACGAGGACCCGCCUACGAAAAAUAGCACCACCAUCGUGCCAGCACCCCCGAAAUUCGGGUUCGCGCACGCCUACCGCGGACAACAACAGGCGACCACAAAGAAAUCAACCUCCACGCCGCCGCCUUUGACAAGAAACAAGGCAUUCAUCUCGCCUGGAACAAGGAACAACUUCAAUGCUGCGACAUCGGGUGCUGGUGGUUCUUCCGCGGGGAUAGCUAGUACAUCAUCCGGUGCGGGACAUUGUACUACUGCAGCUUCGAUGACGAAUAAAAACACGACCAGCGCUUUAGAUGAUCACACUUCCGCUCGGAGCCCGCAGAUGAACAUCAAGGGAACUGCCGACCAGAGGGAACAUUUUCAAAUGCACAGAACGAAUUGGGAUCGAAAUUACAACACACCGGACGCUAGCAGCAGCGGUGGACACUAUGUUGCACGUCCGUAUGAGAUGAACAAUAACUCUGCUUUAUUCAACAGCGCUGGAAGAACUUCCCCUACAACGUCUGGCGCGACAACAGUCCCAGCUCCAGGCACAAACUACUGCUCCUACGUGCAUAAUCAAGCAGAGCUGCAACUUCUUCACGACAGCGAGCGGCAUCCGCAUCGGCCACAGGGAAGGAGAAAUACAAGUACCAGAGCACCUCCAGACCAUGAACAUCGUGCACCAUAUGACAUGGACAAUCGAACCCCCCAGUUGUACUCGGCUGGCGCGCGGCAAUUCCUGGACAAUGAUUUACACGUGGAUAUCCUGAGCAAAAACGUCCCCACCCCAUAGUCAAUGAAUUUGAUAAAUCUGCAACACAAAUCGCCAAGCUUUGGGAGUUGUGCAUGACAAAUUUCCGUCUGUAGUAUAGUGGUGCUUAGCAAGGCAAGCCGCAUGAGAAAGCCAAUUUCUCAUCCAGUUUACAGCAUUACAAAUGCCAAAUCGCGAUUAGAAAUGCCUCUCAUGGGGAUGCGCAUUACAAAUGUUCGUCUCAUUGCGCAUUUGUAUGGGGUGGGGACGUUUUUACACGGGAUAGUGGAAGAAGAAUCUGUCAUCUCCUGCACAAGCCGCUCGACCUCCCGUGCGCCCUCAAACGCCAGUUCAGUGGUUCGCAGAAGUCGAGCGGUCAAUAGUAUUGGUACCGGAGUUGACGUCAAUAAUUACCCGGUCUUGCACCAAGGCGGCUACUAUGACGGGACCACAGCGCCGGAGUACAGUGACGGUUACGCUUCCCCCAAUCAUGCGCCGCGUUCGUCGCAGCGCGGCGGGAAAAUGUCGCACCACCAGAUACGGUACAGCAAUGGCAUGCAGCCGCCACCAAGAAUGGUCCGGCGCGUCGUGAAUCCUGGCGGGGUCGUAGAACACCAGCUGCAGCAAAGAGUUAUCGUGAAGAAAAAGCGCGGAGUGAACGGACCCGGUGCGGGAAGGGAGAGUGGACACAAUUACCAGGGUAGCAAAGCGAGGCGGCAGAAGGGCUUGCAGGCAUCGCAGGAGGCGGUGGGGGCGACAAGGUACUUAAUCUUAUCAGGGGAUUUUUGUUUAUUUCGCUGUUCUACUUGGAUAAGGACACUGGUCCGUCUCGUACUGGAUGGCGAAGAUUAUAACAGGCACUUUCUGGUGUGACUGUGUAGUGCACAAGUUGUAGCACGGCUGCAUCCUUGAAACACAGGAGUUUUUCGCAUGUAUGAUUUUUACACGACUACACUCAGGGCUCGGCGGUUGGUGCAGUUCCUGUUUCUGCUGCUGAUUCUGGGGUUAGUUGUGGACCCGACGUUUUUUGGGCUAUUCCCCUCGAACGAAGAGCCGCCAGGCGCGUCAAGAAACUUGAACGUCGCAUCGGGACCCGAAGGAGUUGUGUGGAAAAAUAAGAAAAAGAAGAGAAAACGUGGCCCAGCUGCACCGGCGGCAAACGCGAAGGUGGGGCCGCAAGGGGAGGGCGACAGCAGCAGUGUCCUCGCGGAAGAUGGUGCGGGAGAGGAAAAUUUACAGGGGGCAGCAGCAGCUGCUUCCCGACAACGCAGCAGCCGAGCGUCGGCAGGAAGGACGGGGAAAAAAUCGUCUAGAAGGAAAAGUAUACAGAGAAUUUUUUGUUGUUUUCGUUUUUGGAUGGGAAAAUAAGCGGAAGAUCACUCAUGCUCAUUCUGUUAUGCGCAAGACCAAGAUGAAAAACUAAAAAAAAAACAGAGCGGUCCAGCAAGUCCAAGAGGUCCGCAGCAGCUCAGCCCCCGCCAGCGACCGCUGCUGUAGAGGAACACGCAACGCCCAACGCGUUUUCCGCAUUGGAAAUGCCACCCGUGGCCGUGUCAACGCAUCAGUCGCACGAACACGCGUACAACGUGAGGGACGACGAUAUCGACGACUUUCACAGCACGGAGGACGACGACCAGGAGGAGUUGCCGCGACCCACUUGGCGUUUCCGCGGUUCGCACGCGGCCGCUGCGGAGAUCAAGAGGAAAUCCGCGUCCUCUGGUACAAGUGGGAAAAUAAACAAUAUUGUUCCUACCGCCAUCAAAAAAUCCUCCAAGUUCCAGCAGUUUUCCUCCUGGCUGCAGACGAAAAUGCGGAUGACGAGUACCAUAUCAAGUGCAAAAAUGUCUGGGUCUGGAAACUUGUAAUGCUGCGUUGGGAACAGUGAAUGCUCUCUAAUGCACCAACAAGCAUGAGAAAUAUCUGCGCUUCUUCGUGUUGCGUUUUUCAUUGCAUGACAGGCAAAAGGGUCUUUUCUUGGACACGCAUCACAAACUUUUUGGUCAUGCCAGACAAGCAUGACAAAACUCGCAAUCUUCCAGACCCAGACAUUUUUGCAUUUGAUAUACCAGUCUCAUCUCUUCCGCCUACACGAACCACGCCAAGAGCAAUGACCAACCCGGGAAAAAAAUAAUCUCCAAUCGCGUUAUCGCCCGCGACCUCGACGCCCCCGCGCCCUCCCGGCACGCGGCGUUCGCGCGGACUUAUGUCGGGGUGGGCUUGGCGAAAACUUACCGGUAUUUUGUCGGCACCUACCCGACGGCCACUCGCGUGUUCCACCUGUAUUUAGCGAUCAUCUUCGCAACGCUGACCGCAAUUACCGGGCUGCUGGUGAAUCUGGUGUACAUGCAGGGCUUUGUCAUCGACAGUCAUCGGCUGGUGUCCGCUACUGCGGUGCAGCGAGUUCUUGACCACAGUUCUUCUGGUGCGACUGGCGAAGAUAAGGAAGAAGGAGCGGAAGACGGAUUAGAAGUAGAGAAAAUGAAGAAAAAAGUGGGGUUUGCAAAUGCAAAUGCAAGUACCACCACCUCGCCUGUUUUAUCUCCAGCCGGGAAGAAAAUCUCCGCACUUUUCACGUGGUGGAACUCGUUCUUCCAAACCAGCUUGUUCACCAGGAAGGAGCUCUACGAAGAGGAGGAGCUCUCCAGCUCCUGUUCUGAAGAUGACGACGAAGCUGCUACCUCUAGCGACACUGGCGGUGAAGAGGGGAGUGAACACGAUAUAAUCGGCACGACUGUCAGUAGAAAUCAUCAUGUAGAGCACUCCUAUAAAAAUCCCCGAAGAGGACGAGAACGAUCUGGGGUGCAGGAUCAACAUGGCUCGCACGUACAGAUUCUUGACGAGACCAGCCAUUUGUACACGGCGAUUCGCAAGUAUAAUCCGAAUGUGAACUACAAGGGAAGUAGUAGCGGCGGGGGCAAAAAUUAUUCUAACAAACUGCAAAAGAAGAAUCACGCGGCCCAGAAGAUGAACAGCAACUCCACGAACGACAAAUUCCUCUACUACGACUCACUAAACGAUUGUGGUGGCGAUAAUUACCGGAUUUUCAGUCUGAUGCCGCAAACGAAGGCAACGACCGUGGAAGACGUGGUGAAAAUGUCGGGAAGUAAUACUAGAAGUUCGAGGAUGAAAACCGAUACCGAAGUUUCUGCAGGUCCUCGUGCUGACCUCCACGCUAGAAGUGUUUUACACGACGAGGAGGAUGACGAGGAGGUGGAAUUCGAGGCGCCACCAGUGGAGACAGCAAGUGUUUCGUCCCGGAAUUACGGAACGAACAAGAGAGGCAGGAACAACUCGAGCAGCAGUAGAGCUUCGUUUCAACAAAGGCUACAGGAGGCGAACCAAAGGAGGACCCAGGCGAUGUAUGAGAGCAGCGUGAAGGUAUAGUUGGAGCAAGGAAAUGUCGGAAAUUCAAAUUUUUCUUGAGGUCAUGAUUUUCAGCCACUGUUGUUGUACGAAUUAAUGUGAAUUCUACCAAAUAAAAGUAGAAACAGAAAGAAGUCUGAGUAAACCAAAAAUCAGAUGAGCCAGUGGGUGGUGCAGAAGCAAAACAGUCCGCAACGCCAAGCUGCGCCGCAAUACCUUUCUCAACAGCAGUUAUCCACAGCUUCAAUCGGUGGCGGUACUACAACUUCUCGGAACAACUACUUGCGGUUUCCCAGCAGCACAGACGAAAGAGCUUCAUCUACCUCCCUAAUCCGUGACCAGUUACCCGAGGUGUCGUUGGAUGUGUCAGCGAGACUCCGUGGCAGCACUACUUCUACCCCGGGCGUGCAACAGAUAAUAAAACCGGUUCUUCCUCUCACGACGGAUGACCUGAAUAUUAAAGACCACCCGGAGUAUGAAAACCAAAACCACUUGUUGUAUCGUCGACCACAUGAGAACAUCAAAAUCGUCGCUCCGUGGAACCGAACAACCGUAAUGAACGUCGCUCCCUCGUUAUGACAGUGCACAACUCCCCCUCCCCCUCAUUUGUCAUGCAAAAUUCCAAAUCCACCCUUUGUCUGUUAACACUGUUUGCAUGACAGAUUCCGGAAUCCAAAACAGCACUACAGUCCUCCAGGAGUUUGUCAUGCAAAAGCUGCAUCUUUGCCAGCACUUGUGUUGCCGUUCAUGCAAAACAAAUGAGGGGGAGGGGGAGUUGUGCACUCGCAUACUCGUCGUCGAAGGAGCUCACGGCGUCGGAAGCCGAGGGGAGGUCUUCGAAGGAGCCCGCGUUGUCGGAAGCAAGUCAGGGAUCGUCGUCCACGACGGUGAUGCGAAGCAGCGAGGAACCUGCGAGCAGUUUCACGAGCGCGGCAGAAGAUUUGGCGUAAGCUGUAGAUACGAAAAAUAUGAACAAUAAAACUAAAAGCAAAUAACAAACUAUAACUUCGUGUAUCAGAGUAUCCAAAUGUCUACUACCUCAGAAGAAAAUUAUAUAGUGUCGCAACCUGUAAUUGUAAAUCCAAGAUGCUCGCAUUUAUUGUACCAGUGUUACUGUAAAAUACUACGUAAACUUCAGAAAUAAAGGCUACUACCUUUACUCACUGACAGAUGAAAAAUUAUUUAUCCAGUAGACAUUGAUUUGGCCUGUAUGUAAUAAAAUGAAAUCUCUUCGCCAUCGAGAAGUAUCGCACGCACUUUUGUACGCCGGCGGAAUGGUUCGGUCCGUGGUGAGGCCCGGGGGCACAAUAGCUGUGUUCAACAAAAGCCCCGCACUGGUUAUGUCCGUGCUGAGGCCCGCGGGCACAAUAGCUGAAGUUCCCCCCCCUCCCAAACAAGAUGGCAAACCAGCGGGCCACCCACAACACCCCCCCCCGCCCAACGAACCACCAAUGCGGGCGGCCCGGAAGCCAGGCGCACCGCACGUGGGCGGCUCCCUGCCUGCCCGCGGCCAAAAGCGGGCGGAGUAGGCCAGCAAGGCAACCGGCCCUAAGCCCCAAAGGCUAGGGCAGGCCGCCUCUUUUCCCCAAAGCUGAAACCAUCCAAACGGGCGUGACGGUGGGGCCUCCCCAAGCUUUCCCCUUCCCGGGAGUCAGGUAACUACGAAGGCGGAGGCCCAUUCCGGACCUGUUAGGGCGGGAGUGGGGGCCCCCUUCGAGCUGCGGGCGGGCCGGGAGGCGGGGGCCCCCCUGUGGGGAGGAUACCCAGCGGGCGGGAGGGCGGGAGCCGGGGACGGGGGCCCCCCUGUGGGGAGGAUACCCAGCGGGCGAAAGGCCGGGAGGCGGGGGCCCCCUGUUUUCCCCGACGGUAUGCUCGACGCAAAAAUAGCAACCUUCAGCGUGCCGCCGUGUUAAAAAGUCUGGGCCUCAGCGCGUGCCGGUCUCAAAAUUAUUUAUCCAGGAGAUUGAUUUGGCCUGUAACAAAAUGAAAUCUCUUCGCCAUCGAGAAAUAUCGCACGCACUUUUGUAUGCUUCAUUUCUACACAUAGCACGCAAGACAGACCAGCUCUGUCAUGCCAGAUAAUCAUAGAAGCCUCGGCUCAUAAGUGUUUUCCCGUAGGAUAUCUGCAUUACAUCAUGCAGAGAAAUUUGUGUUGCUGAAUUGACUACACAUGUGUAACUGUAACACUUUUUUCGUUGGAUAUUCCUCGUCGUCGAAGGAGCUCACGGUGUCGGAAGCCGAGGGGAGGUCUUCGAAGGAGCCCGCUUUGUCGGAAGCAAGUCAGGGAACAGCAUCCACGACGGUGAUGCGAAGCAGCGAGGAACCAACGAGCAGCUUCACGAGCGCGGCAGAAGAUUGGGCGUAAGCUGUAGUUUCGAAACAUCAAAAUUAAUAAUGAAAAAACAGAAAAAAACUUAAAGUAAGUACUUCGUUCUUGUAUCUGUUGUACCAAUCAGACUGUCAAAAUGCCUACUUUAGAAGAAAAUUCGUGGCCCACAUUGUAAAUCCAAGAUGCUCGCAUGUUAAUGUAAAAUACUACUUACGUAAAGUUUUAGGUUUCACAGAAAAUAAUCCAGCGGACACUAUUUUGGCCUGUAACAAAAUGAAAUCUCUUCGCCAGCGAGAAGUAUCGCACGCACUUUUGUACGCUUCACUUCUGGAUGAUAAAAUUAAAAAAAUAAAUAACGCAACUACAUGAGAAAUUUAGAUAUGUACGAUAUCGGCGAGAGAAAGCGACGCUGGCAACUGUUUGUAAUUCGAAGUGUAAAUGAAGUCGACUAUAAACCGAUCAUCUCUUUCGGGAUGAUUAGCGUCUCUAUUUCGCCUAGCUGGCAAUGCGUUGUGUUGAUUCUUUUGGUCCACACUUUUUUCAUCUGUCUCAUUCUGUUUUUUGGGUUUUUUUUCGCGAGAGAUGAUCAUGAUAGGAUAAGCGGCAGCGUUCUUUUUUGUCUUGCUCUUUCUAUGUCCCGCCUCAACGUGCCGUUUUUUUGUCUUGUCGUUUUUUUUUUUUCCGAGACGAGAACUCAUUACAUUUGCUUUUGCAGCUAAAACCAUGCAGAAGAGAGGUGGGAAUCAUCGAACACAAGAAAAACAGAGAAAAACUCAAGAAUUAUUGAAAAAGUCAAUAUUCUACAGAAAAAGUAAAAAAAAACAGAGAAAAGGAGAAAAUAAAGAAAAGAAAAUAGAAAAAAAGUAGGGCCCGGAGUUUUCUAAUGAUUCGCCACAAGCCGCACGCUGAAGCGCGACUUUUUCAAUGAAAACUGCGAAAAUCAUAAGAAAAGUCAAAAAAUCAUAGAAAAAGUCAAACGCGAAUCGAUCCGCCUCACUUGCCAAGCUAACGCGUCGGCGUGUGCGCGCGCGCAGCGCGCGAAAAUUUUUUUUUCAGCCAGCCGCUGGGGACCCGGCCCGAGAAAAAGUUUGCGCACCCCGAGACCGAGGCGCGCGCGCGCGCAGUUUUUUUUUCAGACACCCUUCCGACAGUUGAAACCAAAAAAACUUCCGCCCCCAGCGCCAAGGAAGAAAGGCUGGCGUCUGCAACACGCGGCGCGCGAUCGGAAUUUUUGUGGCCGGCCCGCCCCUGACUGCCGGACACAAAAAACUUUCCGCGCCAAUCCCCGACCCAGGCGCCUGCGCGCGCACAGCGCGCGGAAAUUUUUUUUUUCCAGACCGCCCCCGAUUGCCGGGCGCGCGCAGAACUUUCCAUCCGCGCCCUGAGGCCGGCGCGCCCGCGCGCUCUUAGCUAGGCCGGGGCCGUAGGUGAAUAAAUAUUUUUCCAGCAAGGCCCCGACCGGAGGGCGAUAAAAAAAAUUGCCAACACCCUCAGCCUAAGGCCUCUGCGGGCGCCACAAAAAGGCCUGCCUCGCGCACUUUAUUCACGCGGCCACGAUUGCCAAGCACGACGAAAAGUUGCAGCGAGCGGGCGUCCUUAGGCCAAGGCGUGCGAGCGCGCGCAGCGCGCGAAAUUUUUUUUGCCCGAAAACCGAUGGCCGGGCGCGUAAGUAACAAGACUUCCGCGCCCUCGGGCUAAGGUUUGCGCGGGCGCGCGCGGCGCGUGGCAAGGAUUUUCUUCCGGCAAGCCCCCGACUUCUCGAGAAGGAAAAAGCGCUCCGCGCUCUGCCACCGAAAUCUCUUCGCCAUCGAGAAAUAUCGCACGCACUUUUGUAUGCUUCACUUCUAGAAAAUGUAGAUGAUAAAAUU